Messenger RNA from Darwinula stevensoni, 1138 nucleotides. The record is from the annotation of a GenBank genome assembly. Lineage: Eukaryota; Metazoa; Arthropoda; Ostracoda; Podocopida; Darwinulidae.
AUGAUGAAAUGGUCCAUUCGAUCGGUGACGAGAAUAUGCAUCGCAUGCCAGGAAACGACGACAGGGGACAUCCUAUGCAAGUCUUCCUCAUCGCACGGGCGCGCCUUGGAAGCAGCCUCGAAGCGCGGGAAGCAGCUGGUGGCCGAGAUGGCCGUCCCCACGCCGGUCUUCUUCUGCUCCAUCGAGCCGCCGUCCCUGCACGCCCAGGCCGGGCUGGAGCACGCACUCGCCUGCCUGGCCAAGGAGGAUCCGAGUCUCAGGGUGGCUUUCGACGCCGACACCGGGCAGACCGUCCUUGCCGGCAUGGGGGAGUUGCACCUGGAGAUCGUUCGGGAUCGGAUUUCGAAGGAGUAUAAGAUCGAUGCGGAAUUGGGACCACUUCAAGUUGCCUACAGAGAAACCAUCACGAACAAAGUCUCCGAUACCCUCGAGUUCCAGCGAAGAGUCGGAGAGAGCCAUCAUUACGUGAAGCUGUCGAUGACGGCGUUGCCCGAAAAGAGCGGCAAGGUUUUGGAGUUGCAGCACACGAAGGAAAACGCCGAGAACUUGGGGGCGAUUCGGCCAUAUCAAAUGUCCGCAGUCGAAAGGGGACUUCACAAUACUCUGGCCUGCGGUCCCCUGCUUCACUGUCCCGUACGUCCGCAUCCUGGCUCUAUUGAUAAGAGUCGUAAAUGCGAGCUUCCGAUUAUGGUGGCUAGAAACGAGGCCAGGGACCUCCGAGGUGAUGAUCCAGGCCGCUACCUCCCAGCUCGCCCAUCAGGUGGGCAGCCGAGGUUGCUGGAGCCGGUGAUGUCCCUGGAAAUAUCGGUGCACGAGGACCAUUUCUCCGUUGUCUUGGGGGACCUCGCGCGGCGUCGCGCUCAAAUCCUUUCCAUUCAACAGCGACUCGACAUCAAGGUGAUCGAAUGCCUGACGCCGCUGUCGGAGCUGAAGGGAUAUUCGACGGCGUUGAGGACUUUGAGCUCCGGAAUGGCCAGCGUCUCCAUGGAACUCCUUGAUUAUCUACCGAUGGACUCCAUGGAACAGAGCCGAGCCAUUCAGAGCAUGACAGGGAUCUCAACCUCGUUUUCCUCGCCAAAAUGUGCUUAAGGAUUCUCAUUUCCCCAUGGAAGACAUAGUAAAGAGAGGCAUUAUUAUG